GUUCUGGUCCUGAUGAGGCUGUGGAUGUGAAACCAUCUGCUCGGAUCAACCGGCAUUCAGUCUUCUGGAUCCUGGCCUCUGUCUCUCUCACCUACUAUCUGGAUUUCUUCUCUGUCCUUCUGAACCACAGUGACAUUCACAGCUGGUGGUUUAGCGUGGCUCUGGUUCUGCUGGCGCUGUGUGUGUCUCUGGCGUUGUUCUGUAUGGUGUAUCUGGAGUGGUUCAGAGGAAUCCAGCAGUAUGAUCAGGAGUAUCCAGCCGUCCCCGCCGUCUCCACCGCAGCCUUCAUCGCCGCCUCCUGCAGCUUGAACAUCGCUCUGUGGCCCGUCUGGUCGUUCUUCACUCCAGUGAUUCUGUUCACUCAGUUCAUGGGUGUGGUGAUGCUGAUCUCACUGCUGGGCUGAAACACACAGUGUGUGUGAGUGUGUGUGAGUGAUGAGUGUGUGUGUGAGUGCGUGCGUGAGUGUGUGUGUAUUAAACACAUCAGUUCUGAUCAACAGCAGCUCACUGAAUCAUGACCGGAGUCUCCGUGUGCCUGUAACGAAGCCGACGCCGACAGAUAGAGAGGUCAGCUGAUCGGUCUCUGACCUCUGACCUCUGCUUUAUUCCAGUGCCGAGGACUCGCUUUAAUGAACAAUGAGACAUUCAGCAGCAUCUGACGUCUCCGAUCAACAGCCGCUCAUAUUUUGUUUAAGGGUUUCCUGAACAUCAGCCCGACGGAGGUGAACAAGAGGUUUUCUUUGAGGUCCUGUAGACUGCUGAUUGCAGUGUUUUCUAAAAAUGCAAAUUGCUUUACUUUACCUUCCAAACACACCGUUUUAAACGGUUCACUAAAGAUACUUGGCACUUGUGUUUUACACCCUAAUGUUCGUCUGUAACUAACCAAAUACAUGAACUGAUGAAAUAAAGACGUUCUGUUUUUUGAGGUGCUCA
This is a messenger RNA of Sinocyclocheilus rhinocerous, 933 nucleotides long. RefSeq names its product transmembrane protein 128 (gene tmem128). The record is from RefSeq and is a predicted model, not a curated record. NCBI's taxonomy places the organism in Eukaryota, Metazoa, Chordata, Actinopteri, Cypriniformes, Cyprinidae. The transcript has 4 exons. The annotation marks the transcript as partial.